CAUUGUUCAUCAACGAGACUUGCAACAGGGUCGCAUUCAGUCCUGACAUUAGUGCAGAGACCUCUGAAGGAGUAUAGAAUCUUAUCCAGCACAUGCGGGGAUCCAAACUCAUUCACUCCCCAUUGUAACCGCUACCUGUCGAUUCGUUCAAUAUUGGAGCUGGCGCGCGACGCGACUGGCUUUCGACUUCAUAAUCUUGGCAGAUCCCUGGAAUGAUGUGUUGAGAUGUCCCUGCGGGCGGGAGACCAAUGUCUGGGAUGAUAGUCUCUAGGCCCAUGCAAGAGGCUGUACCGAGCAAGAACAAUCCUUUCGCGAGGCCUGUGCUGCGGCAUGAACCAUCGAGUUUCAAGCGGGCUUCGCUGCUGCCUUGUCGAGGUCAGGAAGAAGUCCUGCCUGUGAAUGUGUUAUCGACCCCUGGGAACCAAUCUACCAGCAGACACAUCAGCACUUCUGGUGCCAGUGGUGGACUUCAUGGAGUCGCGAGACAAAAUUGGCGUCUGCUAUGGCGCGGCGGGCUGGAAGUCGGUCCUGAAGGUUGGCGCCUGGAAGGUGUGACGUUCUUUGCCCUGCUCUUCUUCCCUCCGCCUACUCCAUCCACGCACGCCACGUCCAAUCCCUUCGACGCUCCUGUUCAGCCCUCAUCUCAAGCUGGACCAUCUUCCUCGCCUUUCCCAUCAGUCCUCUCUGGCGAUACAGAUCUGUGCCUCUCACUCGAGAGUAUGCGUGGAAGAAAGUAUCUCCAAGUCAGGGGCGUCGUGGAUCUACCAGCAGAUGAGAUUCUCGACGCGGGUGAAGAAUCAGGCACAGUGCAAAUGUCGAUCAGCCCCAAUGCUCCUCUUUUGGCGACGUAUUUCACAGGAUUGUUAUGCCGUGCCCGCAAUCUUUCGCCUCAAGGCAGGACUCUGAGCGCCGUGCACAUUGGUUUAGGCGAUGAAAGUCUGGAAUCCAGCGGAUCCGGAAUCCUCAUUUACGGCCAAUUGGGCUCGGAUCAGGAUGUGUCGUCCCUCAAGCUAUGUGUCGGACGACGCAAAACGAAACAGCUGCAGCCAAGCGAGAAAAAAAUCAGACCAGGAGAACCGCUACCUCGAGGCAAGUCGAAAUUCCAUAGGGCCCGCUCAUCGUCUCAGCGCCACUUUUCUUUCCGACACAAGGGCCCAAGAAGCCUCCUCCGCCGUUUCCGAGACGAGCACAAUCCUCAUCGAGAGCGUUUCUGCGAGCUCCAUCUAGCAACUCAAUUUAUUCGCAUCCUCAGAGCGUUCGCCAAUCAUCCCUUCAACCACCAGAUUUACCAGUCAUAAGGCCGACCGAAAAAGGAGCCCGUCUCAACGGAGAUGAGAGCGAGCUUUUGAAGAAGGCUUCAAGGGGACCGGCAUCUAAUAGCACAGCAUCGGACCGACCACAGACCGCAAAGCGUCCCAUAUCUCUAAACCAUGACACUGGCGAAAACACUCAAUUGGCUG
Molecule: messenger RNA, 1460 nt
Organism: Kockovaella imperatae
Lineage: Eukaryota; Fungi; Basidiomycota; Tremellomycetes; Tremellales; Cuniculitremaceae
Exons: 4
Coding region: 249-1298 (349 amino acids)
Source: RefSeq, a predicted model, not a curated record